Messenger RNA from Cydia splendana, 1464 nucleotides. RefSeq lists its product as uncharacterized. Lineage: Eukaryota; Metazoa; Arthropoda; Insecta; Lepidoptera; Tortricidae. The transcript has 2 exons. The record is from RefSeq and is a predicted model, not a curated record. Bases 91 to 1464 code for a protein of 457 amino acids.
CCUGUAAAUAAUAUCCCUGAAUGUUCUGCAGUACGGUGUCAAGAUGGUGAAAAUUGUAUACAAUUUUUGGGAGCUACACUUUCAAACGUAAUGCACAUACAUUCGUUGAUUAAAAACGAUAAACAAAUUUUGGAUGUUGAACAAAGAAACAGCAAUAAUUUAAGUACAUUAAACAAUCAACAUGGCAUUACAGAAAUUGGCGAUGUUGCAAAGUUUCCUGCCGAAAAUACAAACACUCGCUGCCAAAAUCACACUCAGUUGUUAGGCAUUACACUUGACAAUGCAAAAGUAAAUCUAUUAUUGGAGACGGACGCAAAAAAAUCUAAGAACCAAAAAGAGUAUAAAAAACAUCAUCGAAGAAAUACGUUUGAUGAUAAUCGAAUUAAAGCAUUGAAUGUGUUACAUGUUCACAAUAAAUGUGUCUAUCCGCGGACCAAGGAUGAAAAUUCGAAUGAAGACAAGUCUGUAGAAGUUCAAAAUAAUAGCAAUGACGUCUUAAAUCCUGAUGAACCUUGUGUAUGUUGUCCGAUAACCAAGGCAGACAAUACAAAUGAUUUGGAAGUAAAUGCUUUUCAAUUGUUGGAAGAACAUUUAAAAAGUAAAUUAGAUGAAUUGAGGUGUUCAGCCAGUAAAUCAUCUUACAUACCAAACGUGGACGAAAAAAGUAUUUUGGGUGAUACUAUAGUCAAGGUUAAAAAACUUAUUCUGGAAAGUGCGACUAAAGUUACCUGUAAAUGUGGUAGAAAUAACCAACCCAGCAGUGGAAGCUGGAACAGGGCAUAUAGUUUAUUACAUGAAUAUUUGAAAACUAAAAUAGAAGAUGUAAAAUGUAUCUGUAGUUCGGUCGAAUAUAGAAGAGAUGAAAAUUUGGUGACGCGUGUUUUAAGUCAAAUAAGUUGCUUAAUUGAAAAUGAUUUACAGCGACUUAAAAAUAUAUGCAAAUACAAUGAUAAGACAUUAGACACCAUCAGUAAACGGGAAUCACAUAUAACGCAUGAACUUCAAUGUAGUAUUAAUGAUUUAAACAAUCACAAUAAUAUGAUAAUAUCGAAUGCUAUUGAAAAAAAUAACAUGCGAAUGUCUCAAGUGGUGGAAUCCAAAUUUGUUAGUUAUGCUAAAGGUGUUUCGUUGUCGCACAAUAAAUCAGCACAAGUUUUUCUUCAUCAUUCAGUUGAAACCAAGUCAUGCGAUGCUUUAAAAAUAUAUAGUAAGUACUCUGGAGUACAAACAUUAGACGUAAUGAAAACUGAGCUUGUUAUAGAUAAUUAUAUUACUAGUGAAAGUGAUGAUGUUAAACCAAUCACCAACCAACAAGACAACGAUAGUUCUACCAAGAAAGCCGAGAAAAAGUCAAAUCUCCACCCUGAUAUGCAAAACAACGGGCUUACUAAAGAACCUUUUAAAAAGAGAGACAUCACAGUAUUGCCUAUAGUAAUGUCACCAGCAAUAGUGAUACUGCACUAA